Drosophila simulans is the source of this 421-nucleotide messenger RNA. RefSeq lists its product as uncharacterized. The transcript has 2 exons. Lineage: Eukaryota; Metazoa; Arthropoda; Insecta; Diptera; Drosophilidae. The record is from RefSeq and is a predicted model, not a curated record. Bases 59 to 178 code for a protein of 39 amino acids.
CUACGCAGGUCAUAAAAAUGUUUAGUUUAUUUGGAGAAUUCAAAAAGUUAGCACCGGUAUGAGAGUCUUCGGAACUAUUCUUCUGUUGGCAAUUUUAGCCCUAGAUGUGUGCAAUGCAGUAAAAUGUGUUUUAACGUGUCAUACAUCAGCUGGCGACUACGAAGUCAUUGAGAUAUAAGUUGUGUGCGAUCUUUAAAGCUAUAAACUAUAACGGAGCAUUAAAUGAAUGUUGGAUAAUACUGCAAUAAAAUAUAUAUUGGAUUUAAAAUCAUUAUUCAUACCUGUGGAAACAGAUGAAUAAUUUACGCUAUUAUUAUUGGUAGUAUUGAUAUGCAAUGAGUUUUUCUUAUUACGUCUGUCUCUUCUAUCCAAUCGAAAUCUCUAGUCUGACUACCAACCGCAAUAAAUUACAGAAAUCAAA